AUGAGCGAAGGCGAGUGGGAAGGCCGUCUGCGCGACCGUGUGUGGCGCGCCAACGUCCUCAGCGAAGAGCUCGGCCCCACCAGCUACCCGGACUGGCGUGCUCUCAUGGAUAACUGCUACCAGAAGCGUCUCCACGACCGUGGCAUGGCCGGCGGCGUCGACCACUUUGAUCCGCACAAUCUCCCCACCACCGAAGAGCCUCACACGAGCGGCAGCCGUCCACGCGUCUUUACCACGCCCGAGACCAAGCGAACUGCGGUGGUCAUGCGUUCCUACGAGGGCUACGCCUGGCGCGAGGACGACAUUCUCAACUUGCGGGCGCUCAUCAGCGAACUCUCGCUCAACAACCCCAACACGCCUUACGACGUGCGGAUCCUCAUCGAGGUCAAGUCGCGUCACCUUGCCGUCUUCACCUCGGAGUGGGACCGUCUCAAUGUGCUGCGAUCCAGCGUGCCGCGCGAGUUCUGGGGUCUUGUCGAGCUCUGGACCGAGGAUGAGAUGUGCGCGCUGUACCCUGGCCUACCCGGAAAGUUCCUCAACAAGAUGAUUGCGCAGACCUCGUAUCGAUCGUGUCUGAUGGCGUUGCAAAAGUUCUACCUGGACCACCAGGAGUACGACUUCAUGUACAACUGGGAGAUGGAUGUGCGCUACAUUGGCAACUACCUCGACUUCUUCGAGGGCAUCGAGGCGUAUGCGCGAAACGAGGCACUCCACUCGGGCAUGGACAAGUACGACACUUGGCUCGUUCGCAAUGUCACCGUCUCGGAAGACAAUUGGCGCGAUAACUCGAGCCUCACCAUCGGACGUGGGGACGAGGCGGAUCUGAUCACACUUGGCCCCAUCUUUGACCCACGAGGCUCCGGUUGGUACUGGGAGUACGAUGUGCAGAACUAUCCGCCAGGGCAGAGCACGGACCGCCGUGCCUCGAUCGGCACCAACAUGCGCAUGAGCCGUGCUCUGCUCGAGGCCAUGAACGUGGUCAACGCCGAAGCCAAGAAAUCGCUGCACUGCGAAGCGUGGCCGACGACGCUGGUGCUGCACUCGCAGCUGCCCAUGUCGCAUGACCACUCCUUCUAUCCUGAGGCUGGCUUCACGCACAACCUGCCGCUGCCGUUCAAGGGGGUGUUUGUGCCGCAUCCGGUCUACUUCCGCCACGUAUGGGAGCCCGAGGUGCUACACAACCGCAUCAACCGACCAGAUUUCUACAAGAAGAUCAACGAAAAGGUGAUGCGAGAUAGCUCGUUCUACUACGACGGCGCGCAUAGCAGAGAGGUGUACGUGGGAUGGAAGGAGAAGGAGAAUGUGUGCCGUGCGCCGAUGCUCUUGCAUCCCAUCAAGCGAGUCAACUAG
Messenger RNA from Sporisorium graminicola, 1350 nucleotides. RefSeq lists its product as uncharacterized. The record is from RefSeq and is a predicted model, not a curated record. Lineage: Eukaryota; Fungi; Basidiomycota; Ustilaginomycetes; Ustilaginales; Ustilaginaceae. The coding region runs from base 1 to 1350 and encodes 449 amino acids. The transcript has a single exon.